GCUUGUCAGUUUGGGGAACUAGUUCUAUGAAAGUCCUAUAAAAUGAAAGGAGUGCCAUUCAACCUGGGAGUUAUUGGCAAGAUGAAGUUGUUUGUUUUCAUCACCAUAUGUGCAUUUCCACAUGUCAUAACCGAAAAUCCUCAGAGCCACCGGACUCUGCUACCUAACGUUUUGGUUCUGGACGUGGAUGGCACUUUGAGCCAGCAUCCCCUCAGCUGCCUGGAGUUCCCAGAUGAGCUUCUGAGAGGGCCAGCUGAGAAUCAGGACAUUGUUUGGAAGAUAAAUGAAGUAGAGCAGGUCCAGAGGGGGAAUGUCCACUCAAUAAGGCUACUAGAAAGUAAAGGGGGGGGAAAUUACACAUGCCACAGCAAGGAUGGAUCGCUCCUUAAUUACACUGAGGUCCUGAUCCGGCUGGUGGACACCAAAAGGAGGAGGAUCCUUGUGAAAACAGAGAAAGAUUACCUGAAGUGCUCUGCUCAGAGUUACAGCGGAGAGUUUCACUGCUCUUGGACCUGGCACAGCAGUCGCGCUGUAAAAGUUGCAUUUGUGAAAGUACACCGUGCAUCUGAUGAGAACAAGACUCAGUGCUCUACGGACGCCAGUGGCCGACAAUGGAAAUGCUCUUCAGCUGAGAGUAACUUCAGCUGUUCUCUGGUUGAUGAUGGCCAGAGCAUCUCUUGUUGGGACGAAAGACACUGCCCCUACGCCGAGGAGAUCCAGCAGAUCUUUAUCACCGUCCACAUGAGGACUAAGCACUACCUACUGGAGAGCUAUUCCAAACUAUUUUUCUUGUCAGAGAUAGUGAAACCAGACAAGGUGAGGAUCGGAAAAGUCAACAAAACGGUGGUGCAGUGGAGUUACCCCAGCUCCUGGAACAGGCCCUACUCUUACUUCCCCCUCACCUUCCAGGUCACACAACUCAAGAGUCAGUGCAAAAAGUGUGGCAACCCAUGCUCUGACUCAAACCCAUCAAUGACCCUGACAAACGAUGUCACAGACAUUUGCCAGUUUAGAGUGAAGAGCAAGGCUAAGGCGGUGUGUGUGAGAGCCAAAGACGCAUUCUGCAACUCACAAUGGAGCGAGUGGAGCCAUCUAAAGUUCAUUGAGGCGAAACUAAAAGAGGACUAGCCCAAGAGUGCCAUCUCACCAUUGGACAUCUGACAGAUGUUACAUGUUACUGUUCUGUGUGUUUUGAAGCAACAUGAUGUUUGCAAUAUAUAUCUUAACUUAAUCACUUGAUCAAUUAAUAAAG
Molecule: messenger RNA, 1252 nt
Organism: Menidia menidia (Atlantic silverside)
Lineage: Eukaryota; Metazoa; Chordata; Actinopteri; Atheriniformes; Atherinopsidae
Source: the annotation of a GenBank genome assembly